Messenger RNA from Trichogramma pretiosum, 2662 nucleotides. It is a transcript of the gene ssp6, whose product is annotated as AF4/FMR2 family member 4. NCBI's taxonomy places the organism in Eukaryota, Metazoa, Arthropoda, Insecta, Hymenoptera, Trichogrammatidae. Gene Ontology annotation, molecular function: protein binding. The transcript is spliced from 4 exons. The coding region runs from base 84 to 2450 and encodes 788 amino acids. The record is from RefSeq and is a predicted model, not a curated record.
CAGAGCCACGAGGGAUGAGGCAGUAUCAACCCCCCACGGUUUGACGCUAGCGGGUUAGCUCAGUCGUCGUCGUCGUCGUCGUCAUGAACGACUCGCCGAAGCAACAACAACAAAAGCAGCAACGCCAGUCGUCGACGAGUCAGGAUGAGUCAGUUCAGCAGCAGCAGGCGAGCAGCAACGCCGAAGCCUCGACGAGUGGCUGCCAGCAGCAGAGUAACAGCGGCAACGUCCGCAACAGCGGCGGAAUCGAGCUGAGCGACGACGAGGAGUGGAAUAACCUCGUCGAAAGGGCCGUGCUCGAGCGCUCGAAAUCGGACCGUUCGGUGCGCAGCGGCGACGACGAGCACCGACGCAGGACCAUCAUCGUCGAGAAGAAGAAUGGCUCCUACGGUUUCACCUUACAAAGCUACGGCAUCCACUACAAGCGCGAGCAGGAGAUCGAGAUGGUCACCUACGUGGACUACGUCGAGUCGGACGGGCCGGCCUAUCGGGCGGGUAUGCGCGAGGGCGACGUCAUCCUGUCGAUCAACGGCCAGGACGUCGACAAGGCCGACCACAAGAGCCUCGUGAAUCUCAUCAAGAACUGCGACGGCCGCAUGCGCAUGGUCGUCAGCUUCGAGAACUGCGUGCGCAAAGUGGAGCUGCACAUGCGCUACAUCGAGCUCCAGCGGGGUCUGCAGUCGAGGCUGGCCGAGCUCGAGCGACUGUGCGAGAGGGAGAGGGCCAUACUGGUGGGCAGGUGGAAGACGCACUCGUUGCCGGCGCGCAAGAGGGCCCAGGCGAGCCUGACACCGGCCAUCGUCAACGUGAACAGUCAUCACGCCUGCGGCGACGUGGGAUUGCCGGCCGAUGCUCACCAGCAGCAGCAGCAGCAGCAGAUGACUUGUCUGGAGGCGUCGAAUUCCGUUUCUAGUCUGACUGCGGCUGCGGCCCAGUCCUGCUGUCGAUCGGCCUCCUCGACCGAGCACCUGCUGCUCUACAACGUCUACUCGGACGGCCAGAACUUCCUGAUCCCGCGCAACGCGGCCUGCCUCGUCGCUGUGGCUCCACCGGGCAUCCGGGGUGGUGGCGGCGGCGGCCCCCGCACCGAUCACCAUCAUCACUUCCUGUCGAGCGUCUCGGUCGCCUCCUCGGCCGGCGGAACGUCCAACGCUUCGUCCACUCUGCGCCACAGCUAUCAUCAGGCCGGCGGCGGCGGCGGCAGCAGCAGCAACGGCAGCCUCUCGCUCGUCGGGGGCGGCGGCACCCCGUCGCCCAAGCAGCAGCAGCAGCUACAGAGCAAGGACAGGGCGUCCCAGUGCAGCGUCGGCAGCGCCAAGUCCAACCAGUCGACCCAGGUCCAGGACGGCCAGACGCAGACGACUAAUUCGCAACCGGCAACGACUAGCGCUGCCUCGAAGCAGCUGCAGAGCGCCCGCAAUCUCUGCGUCGCGUGCAUAUCGAGCGCCAGGAGGCAGCGCGAGCGACGUCAGCACAGAGCCGAUCAGGCGGCGGCGGCGGCAAUCUCGUGCAGUGCCAAUAACGACUCGGGCAGCCUGGACGCCUACGACCUGGCCGGCAGCCCGUGCUGCGAGCCCAACUGCGUGCCGGGCCGCAGGCGCAGCGCCAAGGACAAGCACCACGGCCGUAGCAGCGGCGGCGGCAAAGCUCAGCGACACGAGCAGGGCUCCCAGACGCAUCAGCACCAGGUCUGGCAUCAUCAUCUCGAGCAGGUGGCGGCUCAGCAGCAGCAGCAGCAGCAGCAGCAGCAGCAGCAGAGUCAGCAGGUGCAGACUCAGCGAGAGCAGCGAGACGCCCAGCAGCAGACCACGGGAUCGAGACAGCCCCGGAGUCUGGAGGCCAGUCAGGCCGAGCUGUCGAACGGUCUGGAGUCGGCUCCAUCGUGCAGCACCUCCCUCAGCACCGACACCCUCUACUGGGAGGGAGGAGGCGGUCGCGGGGGUCUGCAGCACGCCAAGCCCAAGUCCUGGGACAAUCUGGCCUGCACCAAGGCCUUCGGUGGCUACGGCUUCGGUGGCUACGGCUACAUCGACGCCGGCUCCAAACACCAACAGCAGCAUCAGCAGCAUCAGCAGUGCAUCCAAAGCAAGAACAACAACGGCGGUGGCAGCGUUCAGUACGCCCGCCUCAAAAGCAGCGCCAGCGUGUGCAGCUCCACCUCGACCAAGCGACGCAGCUACUUCCAGCCGACCAAGUCGACCGAGAGUCUGCUGCAGCCCACCGGUACUUGUCCGGCCGACGUCAACAGUCUCAGCUGCGAGUGCCUCGACGGUGGUGGCGGUGGAUCGCAACAGAGCCAACAACAACACCACAAUCCGCGCUUCAUCGCCGUCCAGCUGGAGAAGCACGUGGUGAAGCGGCAGGGCUCGGCCAGGCAUCGACGCUCCAGCCACUCGGACAAGCAGCGGGCCAGUUGUAACGGAGGCACGGGAGAGGUCACCAGAGUUUAGCGAGCGGGACUCUACGGGACGAUUGGAUAUUAUUAUGUAUUGUAAUACGUGUAAACACACACACACACACACUUGUCGGGCUCUCGAUUUGUAUAUCGGGAGAGGGACGCGAUUCGCCGAUUCGUAAACGUGAUAUGACAUUUACAUAUGCCUAGAGAAUAUUUAAUUAUAAAUACUGUACAUUGAAUAUAUUAUACGAGCAUUUUAAUUAA